UUCGUGGGCUCAUUCUCUAAGGUGUGUAUAUAUAUAUAUAUAUAUAUAUAGGCAAAGCCGCAAAGGGAUUUCAGUCAAAUCUCUAGGAAGAAGCUGUAGAAGUGCUGCUGAUUAUUCAUGAUUUGGUAAUGACUGAAAAAAGAGAUGGAAAAAGUCGUUUGGUAUCUGCGGCAGUUUAUUCUUUCUCUGUUAGGACACCGUUUGUUUUUGUGUCCUGUGGUUCCCGCUUCUUAGAAACAGUGUAUAUAUAGAAAUUAAAUAGAGGUGGCGUUGAAGUUGGCUAACUCAAAAAAGGUCCUUUUUUUUUGUUUGGUUUUUAUGUUUUUUUUUUUUUUUCCUCUCUUUUUGGAAAUAUCAUAGUGCAUCAGAUUAACGAAACUCCACGAGAUACCCCAUAAUUCCAACUGCCUUUUUUCAGAAUUUUGCAUUUGGAUGGAUAGAUAAAUAUACACCUCUCUCUCUCUCUCUCUCUCUCUCUCUCUCUCUCUCUCUCUGUGGCUUCUGAAUCUAAGCUCUGGCACUGUUGAGAAGGUCCUGAUCCCUCCUAACACAAAGGUCUUUUUCUACUUCACCUGUGACAUCAUAAAGCAACUCAAAAUCAAUGGACUCCACGGGAUACCCCAUAAUUCUAACUACCCUUUUUAAUUAUUUCCCUCAACCGCCUAAUAAUUUUUUAUUUUAUUUUUUAUUUUUUAUUUUUUUCCCCCUCUCUUCUCUAAUAUCUCACCAGGACCUGCAAAAAUCCAAUCUUUUCUUUCUUCCAAUUUGCUCUCUUUAUGGAAAAGGAACGCGAGGAAACCAUGGAACAAAACCAUCCCAGCAGAACGCUAAACUUCAAUGCUCCACUUCUAUCAACAAGGCGUCUUGGGAAUCCACCCACUACUUUACAAAUAUCUUGCACCAACUUAGCCUCCAGGAAUACAAGCAGCAGCGAUAGGAUUCCAUUCUCAUGGGAACAGGCUCCUGGCAAACCCAAGGACUUCGAUACACGUGAUGAUCAUGACCAAGAAACCACCCCUCCUCCCAAGCUCCCUCCAAGCUGGUGGCGUCCGCCGCCGAUUCAAUCCACCGAGAAAGGCCAUCAAAACUACUACUGCGACGACGGAUUCGACGGAGAUGUAGACAUCGACGAUAAUGAGUUGGACGAUAUUGGUGACGUGGACGUUUUCUCGGAUGCAAUAGAUGUGUUCUCGUUGUCAGAGGCAAUAGACAUAGUGGAAAAAUCUCAGAAAAUGGACGCCGUGGAUGGAUUGAAGCUAAAGCUAGCGGAGUGCCGUGGGGAAGUGACACCGAAUUUCAUAAUUCAGCGGUUUCUUCCCGACGCGACGGCAUUGGCUGCCUCUUCUUCAGCUUUGAGUAUUUCGAAGAAUGGUGGUCUGAAUUACGAGGAGGAGGAGGAGGCUUCUUAUUCGGAGAGUAGUAGUGGAAGAGCGGUGAUGAGGAGGCAGUCGUAUUCUCCACCAAAGGGUUGCGGUCUGGAAUUGUUAUUCCCAUGGCGGAUGAAGCACAAGCUGUGCGGUGUAAAGAGUCCUGUUCGCCAUGCUUCUUCUACCGUCACUACUGUGCAACAACAACAACAACAACAACAACAACAACAACAACAACAACAUCAUCAUCAAAAACGUAAAAUUCUACACAAAAAACAUUGAUUCCACCCACCAUCAACAACAGUCCUUGUAAUUAAAUAGUAGUUUUAUAUCAAUAAUUAAUCAAUGUAUGUUUACAAUUA
This is a messenger RNA of Ziziphus jujuba (common jujube), 1729 nucleotides long. RefSeq lists its product as uncharacterized. Bases 777 to 1649 code for a protein of 290 amino acids. The record is from RefSeq and is a predicted model, not a curated record. Lineage: Eukaryota; Viridiplantae; Streptophyta; Magnoliopsida; Rosales; Rhamnaceae. The transcript has a single exon.